AACCAUUAUUGCAUACACACUGCUGACUAUUCACCAUGGGCAAAGGUACUCUUGCUAUUGCCAGUGUUUUUAUUGGAGUUGGUACUUUAAUGGUACUUCAGAUGGGCUGUGAACCCUACAACAGGCCAUUGAUAAACCAAUGCUCUGUGUCAGAUCUGCUGCAGAGGGACCCUAAUGAGUUGCCUCCUUUUUAUCGCACUGGUCUGCCUGUCGUUGACAAUAUUGGAUGCUUCUUGACUACUUUUUUUAAUGACGCCAAAUCUUCCGAUCUAAAUAUAUUUAUACUUCGUUCGGUUGCCAGUUCAGCCAUGGCCUUUUUCAUUAUUGCCGCCAUUGAAAGUACCCGCACUACGUCCCGCUUAUUUGCUCGUUGGUAUCUCGCCGUUGCCGUCAUCGCACAAGGUUUUGGCAUGUGUGUUGCAUCUACGUUGCUUUGGCUUCCGUCACUUAUGAUGGGUUAUUCGGGAAAAAACAAACAUGGAGCACUUAGAUCUGGCAUAGUAUGGACGAUUGCCAUACUUCAGCUUAUUCCUACCAUUGCGGUUCUCAUUAUGAUAGAGGGACCUUCGAAUAUAGACACGCUUGCAUUUACAGUAUUUGUAUUCACUUAUGCGCCGAUUGUUAUGCCAUUGGUGUGGAUUCCUGUCGGUCUGCUACUCUACAUUAUAUAUGGUCCAGUGCAUACAAUUCCCAAUGCCAUGCGCACUGGAAGUCGUGUUGCACAUGUUUUGUACGAAGUCCUUAGUGUUGCAUCUGCCGUGUAUUGGCUCUAUUCUCUUUGGGCUCUUGUAUUUCCACUAAAUAUACUUCCUUCUGCUAUAUUGCCCACCACUCUUUCUCAAUUUACAUCGCUACUACAAUCAUCCUGGUCUAUUGAAUCCAUUUCCGCGGCCUUCAUGUCAAUAGAACAGGUUCAAUCUACAGAGCUCAUGAGCAUUUUUGACGAUAUUGUGAGAACUGCCAUUCAUCCUACCGGUAAAGAACUAGUUGGGUUCUUUUUGGGCGUGGAUCUACUUGUUGUAUGGCUUGCAAUGAUCUUGUGGUCUGGAGUGGAAGACGGAAUAUGCACUUCACUUCGAAUGGUUGUAGGUGGAAUAGUGUUUGGACCUGGUGCUAGUAUCUUUUCGUAUGCUGCCAGAAGGGAAACAAGACUUGGCGGUUUAAAUCAUUCUGCAUAUGCUAAAUCAAAGAUUGAGUAAAGAUCAGUUUCAACAU
Batrachochytrium dendrobatidis JAM81 is the source of this 1215-nucleotide messenger RNA. RefSeq lists its product as uncharacterized. Bases 36 to 1199 code for a protein of 387 amino acids. The transcript is spliced from 4 exons. The record is from RefSeq and is a predicted model, not a curated record. NCBI's taxonomy places the organism in Eukaryota, Fungi, Chytridiomycota, Chytridiomycetes, Rhizophydiales.